Molecule: messenger RNA, 369 nt
Organism: Thelazia callipaeda (thelaziosis nematode)
Lineage: Eukaryota; Metazoa; Nematoda; Chromadorea; Rhabditida; Thelaziidae
Source: the annotation of a GenBank genome assembly
AUGACAAUUUUGCAGAAAAUGAACUGCUUGGCACUGAUUCUGUCGUUGCUAAUAUGCGCUUAUCAAAGAGUGACUGGCGCACCGACUAAUGAGACUUUGAUUGCAACUGGAGAUGAAAUUCAAAAGCCAUCAAAUCAGAUCGAUUACUUAAGUCGGUUGAUGACGAUGAUGGGACCAUUUGAAGAAUUAUUUAUGGACUGUAUCAAAGGAACGAAUGUCACGAAUGAGGAUUUGCUGAAUUACAGAAGGGUGAACACAUUUUUCAAUAAAGAAGCAACUGAUGCUCUGAAAGAACGAUUCCAAAUUGUUCGCUUCCGUAACGGUGAAUUCGAAUCAAUCAAUCAACGAAAUGUUUACCUCAAAUAUAGA